AUGAGUUCAGACUGGAGCCCCGGCGAAGUCCAUGAGACUUUCACUGAAUGGGCCCUUGCCCAAGGCGUCAUCGCCAAUAAAGUCAGACCAGCGCGAUUCCCAGGUCGAGGUCUGGGCAUGAUAGCCACCGAGAAAAUCGAGGCGGGCGAAUUCGUCGUCAAAAUCCCAACAACAUUAAUUCUGACCAGGGAGAAAAUCCCAUCAUCUUUUCGCUCUCAAUUCCGUGAAGACACCAGAGUACAAGCCAUCAUGGCCGCAUACCUAACCUGCGCCAGCGCCGAGGAACUAGCACCCUACGACCUCUGGCGCAAGACAUGGCCGACUCGCCAGUGUUUCGAGGACAGCCUACCAAUGCUGUGGCCUCGCUCACUAGGUGGCCUCACCUGGCCAGAUACCGACCCGAACGACUCUCCAUCAAAAAUGAACUAUCUCCCGCCUUGUAUCUCGGGGACUUGGAACCAGGUGAAGCAAGGGCGUGCAUUGAAGCAGUAUGAAAGUGACCACCAGAAUUUGGUCAAGCAGCAGGAAAAGCGAAUCAGGACCGCGUGGGAGGAUGUUAAAGCUGCUAUCCCGGACAUCGAUUGGAAGGGGUUCUCAUACCAUUGGCUCAUCUUGAAUACUCGGAGUUUCUAUUGGGUUGCGCCGGACCAGGAGGCUCCUGAGGAUAGGAAUGAUGCGAUGGCAUUGCUGCCGUUUGCUGAUUAUUUCAAUCAUUCGGAUAUUGAGUGUGAUGUCAAGUUUGACGAAAGUCAGUAUACCCUCAGUGCCACCGAGAAUUACGAAUCGGGAGAUGAGGUAUACAUGAAUUAUGGCAGCCACCCGAACGACUUCCUGCUAACCGAAUAUGGUUUCUUCCUGGACAAACACGACUCAGAUUGUAUCUACCUCGACGAUAUUAUCUUCCGCGAUCUCGCCAGCCCAGAAAAGCAAGAAGAGCUUUGGCUAAACCAAUACUACGGUGAUUACUCGGUAACCUCGGAUGGGGUAUGUUACAGAACCGAGGUGGCUGCCUGCCUAGUGUACAUGGAAGAGGAGCAGUGGAGGAACCACGUUCUGGAGGGUUCAGAGGAGGGCUUCGACGAGAAGAAGACCAACAUAAUCAUCCAGGGUUGGCUGAAGGCCUACCUCUCGGAGGCAGAGGUCACAGUGAGUGCACUGCACACAGCCAUGAAGUCGGGUGCUGUGCCCGAAGCGCACCACGGAAAGGCAGAAGCCUUGAUUCGACGAUGGGCGCAGAUUCACCGUGUCCUCGAGGGUGCAUUGAGCGCGACCUCUUUGUCAGAUUAA
Penicillium argentinense is the source of this 1287-nucleotide messenger RNA. RefSeq lists its product as uncharacterized. Gene Ontology annotation, molecular function: protein-lysine N-methyltransferase activity; protein binding. Gene Ontology annotation, biological process: peptidyl-lysine monomethylation. NCBI's taxonomy places the organism in Eukaryota, Fungi, Ascomycota, Eurotiomycetes, Eurotiales, Aspergillaceae. Bases 1 to 1287 code for a protein of 428 amino acids. The record is from RefSeq and is a predicted model, not a curated record. The transcript is spliced from 5 exons.